Messenger RNA from Nannizzia gypsea CBS 118893, 1347 nucleotides. RefSeq names its product pre-mRNA-splicing factor spp2. Gene Ontology annotation, biological process: mRNA splicing, via spliceosome. The record is from RefSeq and is a predicted model, not a curated record. The transcript is spliced from 2 exons. Bases 1 to 1347 code for a protein of 448 amino acids. Gene Ontology annotation, cellular component: spliceosomal complex. NCBI's taxonomy places the organism in Eukaryota, Fungi, Ascomycota, Eurotiomycetes, Onygenales, Arthrodermataceae. Gene Ontology annotation, molecular function: nucleic acid binding.
AUGCAACCUGAAAGCUCAGAAGGAGUUUUUAAGCCGAAACCGUUUUCUAUUGCGCUCUCAGCCGACUCUUCUCGCCGUUCAACACCUACACCCUCGUCCCAAAAGAAAUCAGCACCAUUCGGAACAAGAGAACUCUCGAGCAGAACUCGAAAAUUCGGCGAACAUGAUUCAGCUAGUGAAGACGAAGCAGAACCGCGGCAUGAAGAUGUCACAGGGUUCGAUCACCAGGCUGGCGGCGCAAUAAUCAGCAAUAAACGGUUGAAAAGAGAAAAAGAACCGUUAACCAUCAAGAUUGAGUCACGAAAUAAAUGGAGAGAUAAACUACAUGCUCGAACACAGGGGACACGACGAACAAACGGAACUGCGGAGUCGACGAUGGAGGUCGAUGCCCCAGAAGUGAAAAUCGGCUUGAGCUAUGCAGAGCCUAGCGCAGAGGAAGUUGCGGUACCUACAGCGCCAGCAGACUCAGAAAAGAAUGGAAAUAGAGAUCAUACAGACGCAGAAGCACCUAUAACCAAGAAAGAGCCGGAAAAGAAACCACUAUCGCAGGACGAGGUUGCUUUACAGGCUCUCAUCCGUGAGAGCAAAGGGGAGCCAGAAGAAUCCAAACGUUCAGACCUCGUCAUCUCUGCUCGUCCUAAAGAGAAUAACUCUUCGGCCUACGAUGAAAGCAAAUCAUUUCGUCGGGAUAUAGAGUCACGCCCUGCUCCGGCAAGCUUAAGUGCCUAUAAUGCAGUGCCAGUCGAGGAGUUUGGUGCCGCAUUGCUACGUGGUAUGGGUUGGAAAGAAGGCCAGCCUGUUGGUAGAGGAAACUACGGAAAUACCCCAGUAGCAGCCCGUGUGCCUGAAAGGCGACCCGGAUACCUCGGAGUUGGCGCAAAAGAUCUCUCUGGAAAGGGCGGAGAUGCCGAAGUUGAACUAGGGGCUUGGGGAAAAGCAGCAAUGAGAAAAGCAAAGAAUGAAGGCGAAGGAUUGUAUACGCCCGUCCUUCUGAAAAAUAAGAAAACAGGCAAGAUCCUUACCGAAGAAGAUAUUGAAAGCGGCCGUCGUCAUCAAGACCGAGAUAGGGAUCGGGAUAGGGAUCGGGAUAGGGAUAGGGAUAGAGACAAGGACCGUGGGUCAGGGCGCGGUCGGGAUAGAACAGACGAGCGAAGGGGAGGCCAUGAUCAUGGUAGGGAGAAAGAUGAAGCUCGCGAUAGGAAUAGAGAUAGGGGUAGGGAAAGUGAACGGGAAAGGGAUAGGAGAAGGGAUAAGGAAAGGGAUAGAUAUAAGGAUAGGGACAGGGACAGGGACAGGAAGAGGGACAGGGAGAGAGAUCGAGAUAGGAGGCGUUACGACAAAAGAUAG